AUGUCAUCGCAUUUUGCGACGCAGAAGACGGAACUCUUGCGACUUACAGCGCCCGACGCCCUGAAUAACAUCUCACCCAUAGACGUCGGCAUUCGAAAGCUAGUAGAUGAGAUCAAUGAGAUAGAAACCCUUGUAACGACAAAUAGCUGUGCUGGCCGCAUUGUUGUGUAUCUGGAAGGCAGGAGUUCGACCUCUCCGCGCUCGAAUCUGGAAGAUCAUGCGCGAAUCUCUGGCGCCUCUAUCGCUGCUGAUGACAAUAACGGACAGUCCCUUUUCGUUGCGCACGACCCAUUGCCCCUCUCAGGGAAGAGUCUUGUGGCUCCCAUGUUGGGGCUCGCCGAUCAUACCAACCUCGGCGUUCCCCCGUCUAUCGAAGGCGUCAGAUGGGUGAGAUGCAAGUUUGAACCCAUGUGCUUACGCAUACUGUGCGCAUCACUUGAGAGCGCGCAGAAACUAGACACGGCAGCAUUGCAGUCUGGGUUCAGAGAAAGUGGUAUAUCAAGCAUAUCAACCGACAAUCUUCGAGCAUCGACUGCUAUGGUUGCAAUCCGAAACACCGACCUUGCUUUCGACAGUGUUAUCGGCUAUGAGGCCGAUGAUGGUAAGCUGAUACCCAUGGUCACAGAGGCAUACAUGCGUGUCUUGGUUGAACUCUGCAAUGAGAAGUUCAAAGUCAACAAACAAAAGACAGAAGCAUUCCGGGAAGCACUGUUUACAAGCUUCAAACCACAUUGA
This is a messenger RNA of Aureobasidium melanogenum CBS 110374, 735 nucleotides long. RefSeq lists its product as uncharacterized. The coding region runs from base 1 to 735 and encodes 244 amino acids. The transcript has 2 exons. The record is from RefSeq and is a predicted model, not a curated record. Lineage: Eukaryota; Fungi; Ascomycota; Dothideomycetes; Dothideales; Saccotheciaceae.